AUGCCUGCCAAGUCACGAUUUACGAGGCUUGAUGCUUUCGCCAAAACAGUGGAGGAUGCUCGCGUCCGUACCACCUCCGGAGGUAUCAUCACUCUGGCCUCGUUGGUAGUCAUCCUGUACCUGGUUUGGGGAGAAUGGCUGGAUUAUAGACGAGUGGUUGUCCUUCCAGAAUUGGUUGUUGACAAGUCGAGAGGCGAGCGAAUGGAGAUCCACAUGAACAUCACCUUUCCCCGACUACCAUGCGAGCUUUUAACCCUUGAUGUGAUGGACGUUUCGGGCGAACAGCAAGUUGGCGUGGCACACGGGGGCCGUGUGCUGGAUGUUCAAGCUCUGGACCUCCAUUCUAAAGAGGAGAUUGCCAAACACCUCGACCCGAACUACUGCGGCGACUGCGGCGGCGCCGACCCUCUCCCCGGCUCCAUCAAAGAAGGUUGCUGCAACACCUGCGACGAAGUGCGCGAAGCCUACGCAGCCAAGAACUGGGCCUUUGGUAAGGGCUCCAAUAUCGAGCAGUGCGAACGCGAGGGCUACGCGGCGCGCAUCGACGCCCAACGUCGCGAAGGCUGCCGCCUCGAGGGCAUCCUGCGCGUCAACAAGGUCGUCGGCAACUUCCACAUCGCCCCCGGCCGCAGCUUCACCAGCGGCCAGGUCCACGCGCACGACCUGCAAAACUACCUCGACCUCGAGCUCCCGGACAACGAAAAACACACCAUGACCCACCACGUCCACCAGCUACGUUUCGGCCCCCAGCUCCCCGACGAGGUCUCCGACCGCUGGCAGUGGACAGACCACCACCACACCAACCCGCUCGACGGCACCAGCCAGGAGACGAACGACCCGGCCUUCAACUUCGUCUAUUUCGUCAAGGUCGUCUCAACGUCCUACCUGCCCCUGGGCUGGGACCCGCUCUUCUCGUCCGCCGCCCACAACGCCCACGACCAGACCCCCCUGGGCUCCCACGGCAUCGCGUACGGUUCCGGUGGCAGCAUCGAAACGCACCAGUACUCCGUGACCUCGCACAAGCGGUCCCUGCGUGGCGGCGACGCCUCAGACGAAGGACACAAGGAACGUCUGCACGCCGCGAACGGCAUCCCUGGCGUCUUCUUCAACUACGACAUCUCGCCGAUGAAGGUCAUUAACCGCGAGGCCCGGCCCAAGAGCUUCUCGGGUUUCCUGACGGGCGUCUGUGCCAUCAUCGGUGGUACUUUGACCGUUGCCGCAGCCAUUGACCGUGGUUUGUAUGAGGGGGCCCUGAGAGUGAAGAAGUUGCAUUCGAGCUGAGUGUCGUUAUUAUCGUCCAGAAAAGAAAGAGUGAAAAAGAAAAAUACAAGUAGUAUCAAUUCCAUAUCGAACUGAAAAUCUGAUUUGAACUGUGGUUGAUACGGGGGUGUCUUGUCGAAGAAGUGAUUGGGAUUACUGGUAGCCACGGCGUUUCGGGACUCUCCAGCAUUGCAUUAUUGUUUUUUUUUUUUAUAUACUCGCAGGGAGCAGUGUCGAAUUUGACAGAGCAUACAUAGCAAAUCAGAGAAAUAUUGGUUUACCUCUUAUGAGCUUCCCUUGUGCCGUGAUCAAAUCGUACCCGGGAAGACUGGCCAUGGACCAUUUUCAAUAGCAAGUAUAAAGGAGUGAAAUCACAAAAUUGAGUAAUGAAGAGAUUGAAGGUGAUAAAUACAGGCCUGUAUCCUGCCCAGUUGUGUGUAAUGCGUCUUAUGUACACGAAACCACAGUAAGCCAAAGACACGAUAGAAUGAU
Messenger RNA from Aspergillus novofumigatus IBT 16806, 1752 nucleotides. RefSeq names its product retrograde cargo receptor ERV46. NCBI's taxonomy places the organism in Eukaryota, Fungi, Ascomycota, Eurotiomycetes, Eurotiales, Aspergillaceae. The transcript is spliced from 4 exons. The record is from RefSeq and is a predicted model, not a curated record. Gene Ontology annotation, cellular component: endoplasmic reticulum; Golgi membrane; endoplasmic reticulum membrane. The coding region runs from base 1 to 1281 and encodes 426 amino acids. Gene Ontology annotation, biological process: retrograde vesicle-mediated transport, Golgi to endoplasmic reticulum; endoplasmic reticulum to Golgi vesicle-mediated transport.